AGUAGAUCAUAACCUUCACAGAGAUGUUACAUGGCAUAUGUAGCAUAAAACACAGUCUAGUUAUGUUAUAUACAUACACAUACAUAAGAAUAUUUUCAUAAAGCCUUAUAGGGGCACCGACCGUCACACCUGCCACUCUCCCAGUGCUGCUCUCUAUGCCCAGCUCUGCCUGCUCCAGCCUGGCUGGAGGGCAGGAGUGCAGCCCACUGAAGGCUUCUGGGUAAUUACUACAGAGUGAGGGAGAUGCAGGAAUAGGGGCAGUGAGGAAUCCCUCCCCCUAGGGUACAGAUGGAGUGGGCCAGGCUGGGGGCUGGUCUGGUCCCAGGGGCUGGGAAGGAACCUGCUCUGCCAGGUUGGGGAUCCAUCCUGCAGGGCUCCCGCAUGCCCACCCUACAAGGAGAGCUGGCUGGUGGGCCUCCCCAAAUCCCCCCAUGUUGGGGGGCACUGCCCCUUGCAGAGCACAGCUCCAUGGCACACAGCACCCCUGGGUGGGGUCCUGGGACCUGCCCCCUGUCUGCAGGGGAACUGCCCCCCCAUCACACUAAAAGGGGCAGGAUUCAGCCCUGUGGGAGAUGGGCAGACGGGCACCCAGCCGUGCUUCCCGGUGUCAUGUGGGGGCAACAUGGGGUUCCCGCUCAGCCGGGCUAAAACCACGUGACCCCACCCCCCCGGCUGACGCCACUCCCUGCCGCUCAGGCAACCUCCACACAGGAAGCUGAGCCCCGGCAGCUCGCAGCUGGGUUUUGAAAGUCAUCUCUCCUCAGGCUCGUGCUCUCUCCCCCACCACCCGGUCCCACACGUCCCCUCGCCGUCCCCCAGCGGCAUGGCCGAGCAGGAGAGCCUGGAGUUCGGCAAGGCCGACUUUGUCCUCCUGGACCAAGUGACCAUGGAGCAUUUCAUGGAGAACCUGAAGCUGAGGUUUGAGAUGGGGCGGAUUUACACCUACAUCGGGGAGGUGGUGGUCUCCAUGAACCCCUACAAGCAGACGCAGCUCUACGGGAAGGACGUGAUCGAGCAGUACCAGGGCCGAGAGCUGUACGAGCGGCCGCCGCAUCUCUACGCUGUGGCCGACGCUGCCUAUAAGGCCAUGAAACGCCGAGCCAAAGACACCUGCAUCGUCAUCUCAGGGGAGAGUGGUGCUGGGAAGACAGAAGCCAGUAAAUACAUCAUGCAGUACAUAGCGGCCAUCACUAACCCCAGCCAGAGGGAAGAGGUGGAGAGGGUGAAGAACGUGCUGCUCAAGUCCAACUGCGUCCUGGAGGCCUUCGGCAACGCCAAGACCAACCGCAACGACAACUCCAGCCGCUUCGGCAAGUACAUGGACAUCAACUUCGACUUCAAGGGGGACCCCACCGGCGGCCACAUCAACAACUACCUCCUGGAGAAGUCUCGCAUCCUCCACCAGCAGCCGGGCGAGAGGAACUUCCACUCUUUCUACCAGCUGCUUCUCGGGACCUCGGACGCUCAGCUGGCCUCCCUCCAUCUCUGCAGAGACCCUGCAGCCUACCGCUUCACGAGCGAGGGCGCCAGCAACAACCUGCUGGCCAGUGAUCAGUCCAACUUCAAGGACGUGGCAGACGCCAUGAAGGUGAUCGGCUUCAGCCUGGAGGAGAUCAACUCAGUCUACAAGAUCCUGGCUACUAUUUUACACCUGGGCAAUGUGAGCUUCGUUGCCGAGGGAGAUGCCGUGGCGAUAGAGAACAGGGAGCUGGUCUCCCAGCUGGCGGAGCUGACCUCCACCCAGCCGGAGAGCCUGCUGAGAACCCUGCUGUACCGUGCGGUGGCCACGGGCGGCGGGGAGGUCAUCGAGAAGGGUCACAGCGCCAAGGAAGCCAACUAUGCCAGGGACGCCUGUGCCAAGGCCAUCUACGAGCGGCUGUUCUGCUGGAUCGUGGGGCGCAUCAACACCGUCAUCGAGGUAAAGAACUACGACGCCCGGCUCCACGGCAAGAACACCGUCAUCGCUGUGCUGGACAUCUACGGCUUCGAGAUCUUCGACAGCAACAGCUUCGAGCAGUUCUGCAUCAAUUACUGUAACGAGAAGCUGCAGCAGCUGUUCAUCGAACUGAUCCUGAGGCAGGAGCAAGAGGAGUAUCAGCGGGAAGGCAUUGAGUGGCAGCAUAUCGAGUACUUCAACAACCAGAUCAUCGUGGACCUGGUGGAGCAGCCGCACAAGGGCAUCAUCUCCAUCCUGGACGAGGCCUGCCUGACUGGGGGCCAGGUCACGGACGCCAUGUUCCUGGAGUCCAUGAACACCAAGCUGGGCAAGCACCCCCACUACACCAGCCGCAAGCUCUGCGCCACCGACAAAUCCAUGGAGUUCGACCGGGAUUUCCGCAUCAAGCACUACGCCGGGAAUGUCACGUACUCGGUGGAGGGGUUUAUUGACAAGAACAAGGACACCCUCUUCCAAGAUUUCAAGCGGUUGAUGUACAACAGCACAGACCCCGUCCUGAGGGACAUGUGGCCGGAGGGCGAGGUCAGCAUCACCGAGGUGACGAAGCGCCCCCUGACGGCCGCCACGCUCUUCAAGAACUCCAUGGUGGCGCUGGUGGAGAACCUGGCCUCCAAGGAGCCCUACUACGUGCGCUGCAUCAAGCCCAACGACCAGAAGUCACCGCUGCUCUUUGACGCCGAGCGCUGCCGCCACCAGGUGGAGUACCUGGGCCUGCUGGAGAACGUGCGGGUCCGCAGGGCCGGCUUCGCCUACCGGCAGCCCUACGACCGCUUCCUGCUCAGGUAUAAGAUGACCUGCGAGUACACGUGGCCCAACCACCUCAUGCCCACGGACCAGGAGGCCACACGGGCCCUCAUCGACCAGCAUGGCUUCCAGGACGACGUGGCCUAUGGCCACACCAAGCUCUUCAUCCGCAUGCCCCAGAUCCUCUUCUGCCUGGAGCAGGAGCGGGCCCAGCUCAUCCCCAUCAUCGUGCUCCUGCUGCAGAAGGCGUGGCGGGGAGCCCUGGCCCGGCGGCGCUGCCGGUACCUGCGUGCCAUUUACACCAUCAUGGGCCACUACAAGCAGCACAAGGUGAAGACAUACCUGCUGGAGCUGGUGCACCGCUUCCAGGGGGUGCGCAGCAUGGCCGACUACGGCAAGGGCGUGGAGUGGCCCGACCCGCCGGCGGUGCUGGCGCAGUUCCAGGAGAACAGCAAGCUGCUCUUCCGCAGGUGGCGAGCCAGGCAGAUAGUGAAGAACAUCCCUCCCUCGGACAUGGGGCAGAUCCAGGCCAAGGUGGCGGCCAUGGAAGUGCUGCAGGGCUUGCGCAAAGACUGGGGUUGCCAGAGGAACUGGGGCCGGGAUUACCUGUCGUCGGUGGCUGAAAACCCUGUCAUGGCCACCCAGUUCGCCAGGAGGGUGCAGGCCCUGAGGGACAAAGUGCACUUCGGCUCGGUGCUGUUCUCCUGCCAUGUCCGCAAGAUCAACCGCUUUAACAAGAGCAGGGACCGGGCCAUUCUCGUCACGGACCAGCACCUCUACAAGCUGGAGCCCAGGAAGCAGUACAAGGUGAUGCGGACCCUGCCUCUGAGCAUGGUGACGGGGGUGAGCGUGACCAGCUGCCAAGACCAGCUGGUGGUGUUUCACACCAAGAACCACGAUGACCUGGUCAUCUGCUUCCAUAAGAUGCAGCCAGAAGAGGAUAACCGAGUUGGGGAACUGGUGGGGGUGCUGGUGGACCACUUCAAAACGACGAAGCGCGAGCUGCAGGUGCGCGUGUCGGACUGUAUCCAGCUGAGCCUGCGCGGGAGGAAGAGGCUGGUUGCUGUGGAGAUGCGCCACGAACUGGCCUUCCCCGACUUCGGCAAGAGCCGGGACGGCUUUGUGCUUUACUGUCCCAGGAGAUGAGCCAGGGCUGCCCGGCGGGUCCCAGCUGGACAGCAGGGGGAGGGUCUGCUUGGCUGUGAACCCAGACCUGCCUUUCUGGGGAGGAGCUGGGACGCAGGACGCCGGGCCCUGCUCAGCAUCGGGCCCUCCCUUCCUUUGGUUUUUCGCUAGGGUUUUGUAAUCUUUUAUUAAAUGAGUUCAUCAUUGUGGCCAGAGCCAGACGGAGCCUGGAGUCCGCCAGCCCCAGACCCCCCCCAACCUUGCCUGCGGGCCCCGCUUCAGACACACCACUAGGGUGGGAAGGGCGACAGCCUGCAGGGCCCAGGCAGCUCGAACCCCGUGGCCAUGGGACACCCCCAAAUAUGCACGAACCGCUGUCAGGCUCGUACCAGACACACACCCUGGAACGAGGGACACGCAGGCACAGAGCCCGCAGAGGCUCCAGGAGCAGCUUUGCAAGGAGCACCCCAGAGACAUGCCCAGAGUCACCAUCCAGACUGCAGCAGAGGGGCUUCCUGAAGCUCUGGGAAGGGAGCACGGGCAGCCUCAAGGUGGGGAGAGACAGUCACCCAGGCCGGACCCUCCCCCCAGGAAAGCCCCUCUCUGCAUCACCCAGGCAGCCCUUGUCUCCCAGUUCCAGCCUGUAGCGCUGCUGGGGUUGAAUUCAUCUGUAACUGCUCCACUGAAGCUGCCGCCAUGGGCGGCCAAUCAGCACCCACAGCAGCGAUGUUCACAGGGGUGAUGUCUGGGGGGAUGGGGCCGAGCCCCCCACAGCUGCUAGAGGCUCUCCCCUUGCAUCGCAUGGAGCCAGUCCCAGGGCUCCUCUCAUCGGUGGUCCUCUGGGCUGCUGGCUUGGGGAUCCUGCCCUCACCCUCUCUCCUCCGUGGAUUCCCCUGGCUCUGUGGCCCCCUGGUUCCCAGAUCACCAACUUCUCCUUUAGCAGCUCUUCCGCCCUCUCUGUUGGCUGCUGCCCCGGCUCUCUCCUCUUUGCUGACUCCUGUGCCGAAGUGGGAAUGCUCUUAAUGUUUUCUCUGAAUACUGUGUGGGUGCCUCAGUUUCCCCUAUGCCUUUCUUAGGUACCUAGGUGUGGGGAUCAGGGUGUGUGAUUGUUGCAGAGCCCAAGAGGGCCCCGUGAUACUGUCUGGACAGAGAAUGACCAGCACUCUGUCUCCUGGCAACUAAUGGCCUCUACAAAGGUGCCAACUGAAGAUGCUGGAGAACAGAGGGAUCCGGUGACCUCCUGGCCUGGGAAAGGGACAAAGGCAGAGCAGGGGCUGGAGAGUUUGAGUUUGGAGCUGGCUGGGAAAAUGGAGGGGAGGCCAGGAGGUCUGUCUGGCCUCCCCUGGCCCCCCAAGAUGGACCUGUUGUCUGUACCUGCAAGACCUGUCUUGGACUGUGUUCCUGUUGUCUAAAUAAACCUGUUUUACUGGCUG
Messenger RNA from Gopherus flavomarginatus (Mexican gopher tortoise), 5259 nucleotides. It is a transcript of the gene MYO1G, whose product is annotated as myosin IG. The record is from RefSeq and is a predicted model, not a curated record. The transcript has 22 exons. Lineage: Eukaryota; Metazoa; Chordata; Testudines; Testudinidae. Gene Ontology annotation, biological process: actin filament organization; vesicle transport along actin filament. Bases 824 to 3847 code for a protein of 1007 amino acids. Gene Ontology annotation, cellular component: cytoplasm; actin cytoskeleton; microvillus. Gene Ontology annotation, molecular function: microfilament motor activity; actin filament binding; ATP binding.